ACGCGACCUUCCAGUUCUUGGGGCCAAGUGAGGGGUUUGGGGGAGGAGGGUUCCGGAGCGCAGGCCUAGGGCCCCGGCAGACGCAGCCCGGGAGCGCCCACGACAGAAAGCCGGCGGCUCCCUCACCUCCACCUGUAAUGCAGGAGGGAGCAUUGGCCAGUUCUCCUGUAAGCCCAAUGGCAGCCAUGCCGCCCCCAGGAACCCAGGUCCAGGCCCGAUGUGAAGCUCGAGUGAACCUGCUGGGUGAGGGGGGGAUCUGCAAGCUGCCAGGGAGACUCCGCAUCCAGCCCGCGCUCUGGAGCAGAGAGGACGUGCUGCACUGGCUGCGCUGGGCGGAGCGGGAGUACUGUCUGCGGCGCACCCGGGAGCACGGGUUCGAGAUGAACGGCCGCGCCCUGUGCAUCCUCACCAAGGACGACUUCCGGCACCGCGCGCCCGGCUCAGGUGACGUCCUGUAUGAGCUGCUCCAGUACAUCAAGACCCAACGGCGAGCCCUGGUAUGUGGGCCCUUUUUUGGAGGGGGCUUCAAGCAGAAGAUGCCCACCCAGCACUCUCCCAGCCCCCUGGAAGAGGGGACUGGGCCCUCUCAGACAGCCUCCCAAAGGGGCCUUCUGUAGCAGCCACCAGACCCAGGGCUUGCCAGCUCCUUCAGCCACCUGGAUGCCCCCAGCCUGGCCAGGUGGCCCCUUGGCAGGGAAGAGUCCUUCACCUUAUCUCACUGUGCAGAGCUUGGCGGCAGGACCAAGGGGGUCUGCUCCUUCUCCGUGGUGCCACAGGCCCCCAUCGACGGCAGGAUUGCUGACUGCCGGCUGCUGUGGGAUUAUGUGUACCAGCUGCUCCUUGACAGCAGGUACAAGCCCUACAUCAGGUGGGAAGACAAGGACGCCAAGAUCUUUCGAGUUGUGGAUCCAAAUGGUCUCGCCAGACUCUGGGGAAAUCACAAGAACCGGGUGAACAUGACCUAUGAGAAGAUGUCCCGUGCUCUGCGCCGCUAUUAUAAGCUCAACAUCAUUAAGAAGGAACCAGGACAGAAGCUCCUAUUCAGAUUUCUAAAGACUCCAGGAAAGAUGGUCCAGGACAAGGACAGCCGCCUGGAGCAGCUCGAGAGCCAGGAGCAGGACAGAAUGGAUUUCAAUGACAAGAUGCUUGAAGUGUCUCCAUGA
Messenger RNA from Cynocephalus volans (Philippine flying lemur), 1163 nucleotides. It is a transcript of the gene ETV7, whose product is annotated as ETS variant transcription factor 7. NCBI's taxonomy places the organism in Eukaryota, Metazoa, Chordata, Mammalia, Dermoptera, Cynocephalidae. The record is from RefSeq and is a predicted model, not a curated record. The transcript is spliced from 9 exons. Gene Ontology annotation, biological process: regulation of transcription by RNA polymerase II; cell differentiation. Gene Ontology annotation, cellular component: nucleus. Gene Ontology annotation, molecular function: sequence-specific DNA binding; DNA-binding transcription factor activity, RNA polymerase II-specific.